Messenger RNA from Alternaria metachromatica, 1167 nucleotides. RefSeq lists its product as uncharacterized. Gene Ontology annotation, biological process: transmembrane transport. The record is from RefSeq and is a predicted model, not a curated record. NCBI's taxonomy places the organism in Eukaryota, Fungi, Ascomycota, Dothideomycetes, Pleosporales, Pleosporaceae. Gene Ontology annotation, molecular function: transmembrane transporter activity. The transcript is spliced from 4 exons. The coding region runs from base 1 to 1167 and encodes 388 amino acids.
AUGGCGCUGUCAAACUUCGCCGUCUUCGGAGGCGCGUUCCUUACCCCAGUUUUGGUAGGAGUGAUUGCAGAUUCAAUCGGAUAUCAGUGGACAUUCUAUUUUGUCGCCAUAUUCUCGGGGAUCAUGCUACCGCUGAUCAUACUCUUCUGCCCGGAAACGGCGUUCAGGAGGGAAGAGAAAUUUGACACCGAUACUAUGGGGAACUUGCUGGUUAAGGAUGGAGAAGAGAUGAAAAUCUUGGGUAAUCGGGGGUCGAGUAGCACAUCUGCUGAACACGAAGCAGCUGGAAACACGGAUGAAAAGGGAGCAGGAAACUCUGCGGACCAGCAUUCGGUGGGCGAUUCGCCACGCAAGGCUACUUUUCUCGAAAGUAUGAAGCCGUUCAAUGGGCGGAAAACAGAUGACCGGUAUCUGCACCUCCUUCUGCGGCCGUUCUCGCUGUUCUUGCAUCCGGGUAUACUAUGGGCCUGUCUCAUCCAAGGCAGUCUAAUCGGUUUCACGGUCCUUAUCGGUGUUGUGCUUGCAGCAAUUAUGCUUGGCCCACCGCUUUGGUUUGGAGAGAAGGAGACAGGAUACAUGUAUACAGGCGCCUUCAUCGGUGCACUCCUCGGCUUCGGCCUCACCGGUCUGAUUAGCGACUGGUCCGCCAACCUGCUCACGCGUCUCAAUAACGGCGUCUACGAACCCGAGUUCCGCAUGGUGCUCGUGAUCCCACAACUCAUAUUAGGUUGUGCUGGUAUCUACGGCUUCGGCUGGACCAGCGCAGAUACGGCAACGUACGGCUGGUUUUGGCCUGAUUUCUUCUUCGCGCUUGUAGUUAUGGGUAUGGUGUGUGGUGCUGUCGCCAGUGCGCUGUACAUUGUCGAUGCGCAUCGCGGCAUGUCCAUCGAAGCUUUCACGUGCCUCCUCGUUUUCAAGAACGUAUUCUCCUUCGCCCUGACGUUUAAAGGCUUCGACUGGGUCGUUGAAGCUGGACGGCGGAGUGGGGUAGGUGGUGGUGGGGGAAUCAAGACCCUGUUUAUCGCCGUCGGGAGUGCGCAGGUCGCGGUUUGUGCGUUGACGAUUCCGAUGUAUAUCCUCGGCAAGAAGAACCGGAGUUUCUUCCACCGCCACAAUGUUUUCUUUGCGGUAACGGAUUGGGUGGCGGAUAAACUGACAUUUUGGUAG